Symbiodinium natans is the source of this 2868-nucleotide messenger RNA. Lineage: Eukaryota; Dinophyceae; Suessiales; Symbiodiniaceae. The record is from the annotation of a GenBank genome assembly.
AUGGCCGGCAUCAGCACAGAUCGGAUGCGCGAAGAAGUGCGGAAGCUGUUGGUGGGCGUCGAUUUGAGAAGCACUUCGGUAGGCCAGCUACGUGCGUCAUUGGAGAAGUCGCUCGGCGUUGCACCGGGUGCUUUGGACAGCCAGAAGGAUGAAGUUCAGCGCAUCUUCUUCUGCGAGAUUGCUGAGCUCAACCCUGCCGAGCCUGAUGAAGACAAGCGCACGGAACGAAAGGACGACAUGCCAAAGCCCGGAGAUGCGAUGGAAGAUGAAAGCAAAGCUAAGGAGAAGAAACGGGAAGAGAAGAAAAAGGCCAAAGACAAGAAAGACAAGAAAGAAAAGAAAGAAAAGAAGGACUCAAACAAGAAGCACGCUGAUGCAAACCAGAACAAGAAAAGGCGAACGGCUGACGAAGGAAAAGGUGAGAAUGCACCAGAUGCUGCCGCUGCCGGUGUAACGGGCAGGCCUGGAAGCAGCGGUGACAAGAUUUUGGUGGCCCCGAAGGAGGAGCUGCGGCAGCCACAGGAAGCAGAGGAAGCACAGGAAGCACAGGAAGCAGAGGAAGCAGAGGAAGCAGACGAAGACGGCCUGGAGGCUGAGGAUGUCGAUGACGAGAUGCCGGAAAAGGCCCCGGCACCCCCUUUGGACGCUGCGUCAGGACUUCGCGGGCUUCCCGCUGCAGCGUCUGUUUCGACCAUUCCCCAGCCAGUAAGGGCUUCAGCCAUGGUCCUAAGUGGUUCUGAAGAUGGCACCGUGCGCUUGUGGGACUUGGAACUGGAAACAAAGUGCAUUCGUGUUUUGGAAGGUCACAUGGGGACUGUCCACUCUUUGACCGUCAGCUGGGAUACUUUUGAAGCCGUCAGUGGUGCAGAUGAUUCUUCCAAGCUUUGGAAUCUAAAGCUAGGCGGCUGCCAAAAAACGAUGACUGAGAUUCCAGAAGGAUGUACGGCAGUGGAAGCAGACUGGCGAGGUCGCCGGGCGUUAGCUGGAUGCGGAGACGGCUCUCUGAGGGUCUGGUCCAUGUCCACGGCAGAGCUUCAGACAACUCUGCAAGCACACCGUGGUGGCGUGUGGGCAUUGCAGGCCGACUUCGAACAUAAAAAGCUUGUCAGUGCUGGAGACGAAAACUUCAAAGUCUGGGACGUGAGUGAUUGGACGUGCUUGCGCACGUCAGAAGGACAUGCUGGCGGCUUGAUGUGCGUCUCAGUAAACUGGACAAAGUCCCAGCUGCUUGCUGGAGCAGGGAGCUCGACCAAACGUCUGCAGCUUUGGAACCUUGACUCCGCGCCUGGUGGUGAGAAGACAAGGACGGAUGCUGAACCAGAUGUACUCCAAGGUCACCAGGAUGUUGUGGCAGACCUGGCCGUGGAUUGGAGCAGUGGCACUGCAGUCACAGCUGGCUGGGACGCGCAGCUGAUCAUGUGGAAUCUGGAGAAGAGGGUCGGUGCAGUAGCGCAGAUAAAGGAGGAAAUGGCUCGAUGGGAUAACCAGCGGAGGAUUGCAGAGGCCUCUAUGGACGAGAAACUGGAAGCCAUGCUUCAGAAGCUGGAAGCGCAACGGUUUGCCUUGGAGCAGAAGGAAUCCACGCUGCAUCAUAUGCAGCGAAAUCUGGAAAGGGUGGCCAAUGAGGUGAAUCGACUUGUCGAGGACCAGGAUGCAGUCCGAGAUGUCUGUGAAGCUCGGGUCGACGAGCAGAGCAGACGAUUCACUCAGUUUAAAGCUGAAACAGAAGUCCGCUUUGCAAGUAUGGAAAGGCAGCACAAUGCGCUGAGUGAUGAACUCUGGGGAGACGAGUUGGGAUUGGCCAAGAUCGCUGGAGAGCUGAAGAAGACGAAUGCUACAUUCGGCAAGCUCGAGGAUGCAGUGUCAGCUUUGCAAGAAGGCAAAGCCGAAGCGGUUCAGCUGGAGAAGCUCCGGGCAGAUGUGGCGAAGAUGGUGCAUGAAGCUAAAACAUCAACUUCCCAGAUGCGACAAACCGUUGGCGAGGUGGUCAAUGACGUGCGCGAGCACUUUCGCACUGCAUCAGAGACCAUUGCAUCGCACAAUGCCAACUUUGUGAAGCAAGUUCGCGAAGAGUACCAGGUGGAGCUGUCCAACUCUGCAAAGCUUCGGGAAGAGGUGAAGAGCUUCAUGAACAGGGCCACGCAGAGCGUGGAGAGCCUGGAGCUACGGGUAGACGAGGUGGCGUCCAAGGCCAACGCGUUGGCUUCCGAAGCACGUGAAGAGCUGGAGGAGCUGAACAGAAGGAGGAAGAGGGACAAGACCUCUGCAGACAAUGAGCUGAAGGCAUUGAAGAAGAGACUUGGUGGAGUUUUUGACAACUCAGAUGCGGUGCUUCGCGGAAUCGAGCACAUUUACUCUGUGCUGCAGCCAGUCCUGGAGAGUGAGCUGAUGCAAUGCGCUCUCGAGAAGCAGGAUUCCGUGGAUCGCGACAGAAUCUCGCUGAUGGGAGUGAAAGAUGACGAGCUGACGCUGGCUCGCACCACACACACUGAACCGCAACGACCCAGACCAGAGUGCCGCGUAACAACAGCGCCCGGAGGCAUGAAGCCGUCCAAAAUGGAUGCCAGCCACGGGCUGCCGCAGGCACAGAAGCCGGUGGUCAGGGUUGACAAUCGCUGCGUCUCUUGCAGCGGACAGGCUCCUCUGGUGUUGGCUGCCUUCAAGAUGGCUUGCCUGCAUUAUGCGCCUUCGCCGAUCGACUAUCGAGGUGCUGCCGUAGAGCGCUAUGAACUCCUGGACCGCCGAGAGCAGCUGCUGCUCACAGCCAACAGGUCGUUGCUUCAAGGGCCAAGCGCUUUUGACGGUCCAGGUGACGAAAAACUUUCCCCACGACCUCGAGGACUGCAUCCAGAUGGAGUCCGCGUUUGA